This is a messenger RNA of Nematostella vectensis (starlet sea anemone), 1011 nucleotides long. RefSeq lists its product as uncharacterized. Bases 69 to 632 code for a protein of 187 amino acids. The record is from RefSeq and is a predicted model, not a curated record. The transcript is spliced from 4 exons. Lineage: Eukaryota; Metazoa; Cnidaria; Anthozoa; Actiniaria; Edwardsiidae.
UGUGGAUUCCAGGUAUCAUCUCAGAUGCAGCUGGGCUAUCUCUUGUUCUCACCAGCAUAUUAUGGGCUAUGAAACAAGAGCGUCUGAUGAGCACCAAUCCUAUCAAAUUGCCAGAUGCAUGGAGCAACUCCUUCGGUCAGCAGUCCUUCCUCACAGCCUUUUUGUCAAUGGCAACCAGCAGCAUCAGCCAGCUGGGCCAGGCAAAGUUGAUUCUACGUAACCUUGUGUCGCCUACCUAUCUGUUUCUGGCGCUAAUUCGUGUUAGUGCUGUCUUGUGCUUUAUGUGGCUGCUGAAGACUUUCUAUGCUGAGGGAUUAACAGAGCCGGACGAUGACGAAGAUAGUACUUAUGGUGAGGCAGCUCGCGGAAGCAGCUGGACAUUCUCCGUCAACCCUCUAACAGUAAGACUUGUGUUCAUCUUUGUCUACACCGAGUUUCUGGUCCGGAGUAUGACCAUAUCUACGUAUAACUCUGGCUCCUCGCCUGGUACUGACUGGACGGCUAUUUCUUCGUGGAUAAGGACUAUGUUGUACGGAGCACUUUACGAGGUCCGGGUUUGGCGCGUUGUCCAACUCAGCGUCGUGGUGAUGACGUACAUUUACAAACUCUUUAGUGAGACGGAUGAAUACUGAACACAGUUUGACUCCUACAAGGAAUCUAAAGAUGUUUAUGAGCACGUUUAAUUUGGGGGCGGGGCUGCCUGCGUCGGCCAGUCACAAUUUGAAUAUCUUUUUGGAGUCGUUUCAAAAUUCAGGAGGUGCGCAGUUUGUCUGCUUGCUUGCUGUUUUUACACUAAGAUAUAUUAUACUCACUUAUUAAUGACUUUAACUCUGAUCUCUAGUUUAACUUUAGGGGUAGUCCAUAUUUAAUUAGCCCCAGGCUUCUUUUGGGCUUCCAUUAUUUUUUGUAUUCAUAUUUUAUAUUAAUAUAACUUGUUAUUAUUGUCUUUUUAUAUGAAAAAAAAUUGUAUUCUCUUUCCUGGUUUAACAAAUAAACUGAAACUGAAACAGU